Molecule: messenger RNA, 4816 nt
Organism: Hyla sarda
Lineage: Eukaryota; Metazoa; Chordata; Amphibia; Anura; Hylidae
Gene: TMPRSS9
Product: transmembrane serine protease 9
Exons: 23
Coding region: 695-4159 (1154 amino acids)
Biological process (GO): proteolysis
Molecular function (GO): protein binding; serine-type endopeptidase activity
Source: RefSeq, a predicted model, not a curated record
GGCUCCAACCAGCAAAGCUGAAAUUCAUCCCAGCUUGAUGUAGAAUCCAUAGUUUCAUUUAGGACAGAACGAUGUGAUAACAGAACAGAUGCAAAAAAAACAAAGGGUCAAAUUUCAUAUACCUACCUUGUAAUUUAUAAAUGCAGAACACCAUAAAAAUGUUUGUGCAAAAGGAACCUUACAAGCCCUUGUUCCCAGGACCGAUUCAUUCAAUCUUUCACAAUCCAGAUAGAUGUGUUCUCUUCCAAAGCCAAUCCGAUGUAACCCUGAGUUCUGAAUAUUCAUAGACUAGAGAGCUUUCUGCUCCCUCCCCUCCUUGCACAAAAAGGAUUGACUCAGGUAACGAAGACAGUCAAUGCAGCAAGGCACUUUUAUGGGACAUAGCUGUGGUGUUGGGAACUGUCCUUUUAGGAUACAAAAGGACUCCUCUGUACGGAGCGCACAGUCAUCCUGUACAGUUUCCACGCAGAGCAAAUGACAUAACAGUCCAUCCAUGAACAAGCAAUAGAGCCUCAUAUUUACACAGAUAAACAUAUGGGCUUUUUCACCUUCCCUUGUUGACAGCUAGUUGUCUAGGAUACAGACCACCUCUGUGCUCUCCAUCUUAUAUGUGUAUUCUUACAGUGAGAGCAGAACCAUUGAUCAUGUGACCAAAGUCCUCAACAGUGAAAGUAAGCUCAGCUCUUUUGUCACAAUGGCAGGCCAGCAACCUGGGGAUGCAAAGCCUGUUUUAGAUGUGGACAAAGUGAAUUUCAUACACACACCAUGCUGCAAAUGGACAUUGGCCUCAAUACUUCUAGGAGGCACGGCCAUCAGUGUCACUGCAGGACUAUUAAUAAUGUAUUUAACAACAACACAGAGCCUCACUGUGGUACAUACUUUGGAAUUACAAGGUCUUCAGUACAACCCCAGUUUACAAAAUAGCUCCUCUUUGUACUACAAAUCUGUAACCACUACAUUACAAAAAAUGUUAAAAUCCAGUUUCAAGGAUACUGUUUUAGAAGAUAGUUAUACAGGAUUGAAUGUUUUACAUUAUAGCAGUGGGAAUACAAGCAUCAUUGCCCAUCUUAAGAUGCAGUUUAUGUCAUCAGCCUAUACUGAUGAUCAAGAGCAGAUUGAAGACAUUCUCAGAAAAGGCCUUACAUCCUCACUGAGGGAUAAGCCCAUUCCAGUUUACACAUUUGGAAAUAUCUCAUCUGCUGUGCUUGCUGAUCAUAAGGGGCUAUCCUUCUACUCUAUAGGUCUAAAGUCAGGAAGUUGCCCACCUCAAGUGUUUUCCUGCAAAAACAGCCAAUGCAUUGUAAAACAAAACCCAGAAUGUGACAGUGUUCGCGACUGUAAAGAUGGAUCAGAUGAGAAAAACUGCAAUUGUGGUACUCGACCUGCAAUUCAAAAAGCCAACAGAAUAGUUGGUGGUUCAGAUGCUUCAAAAGGAGAGUUUCCAUGGCAGGUCAGUCUCAGAGAGAACAAUGAACACUUCUGUGGUGCCACCAUAAUAAGUGCUAAGUGGCUGGUGUCAGCAGCUCACUGCUUUAAUGAUUUUCAGGAUCCAGCUGUAUGGCUGGCUUAUAUAGGAUCUACAUCUCUAAGUGGCUCAGACAGCAGCACAGUGAAAGCCUCCAUCAAAAGUAUUGUAAAGCAUCCAUCUUAUGACCCGGACACUGCAGAUUAUGAUGUGGCUGUACUGGAGCUGGAGUCGGAAAUACGCUUCAACAAAUACACCCAACCGAUCUGCCUUCCAGCUUCCACUCAUGUCUUCCCUAUGGGCAAGAAGUGCAUUAUUACUGGAUGGGGCUACCUCAAGGAGGACAACUUGGUAAAACCUGAAGUGUUGCAAAAAGCUACAGUGGCCCUCAUGGAUCAAACACUCUGCAAUAGUUUAUACAGCAAUGUGGUCACAGACAGGAUGGUUUGUGCAGGUUACCUGGAGGGCAAGAUUGACUCAUGCCAGGGUGACUCAGGGGGUCCUCUGAUUUGUGAGGAGGCAGCAGGUAGAUUCUUUUUGGCAGGUAUUGUCAGCUGGGGAGUGGGUUGUGCUGAAGCCAGAAGACCUGGGGUCUAUGUGAGAGUAAGCAAGGUUCGGAACUGGAUCCAGGAUGUCAUUUCAGCACCUGCUCCAAUGGAACAACAUACAAGUUUGAUUACUACCACCAGUAAUAUAAAGAAAACAACCAACACGAAAGUUACAACUGCACGACCACUGACUAAACAUUCCACAACUAAAGCUAAACCAGGCAGCAGUACCAUGCCAGCUAAACCAACCCAGAAACCUCUUAGUACAUCUAAACCUCAAGAAUGUGGCAGCCGCCCUGGCCUGACAAAGCCCAACAAAAUAGUAGGAGGUUUUGAUGCUGUCAGAGGGGAAGUACCAUGGCAAGCAAGCCUAAAGGAAGGACCACAUCACUUUUGUGGGGCAACAAUUAUUGGGGAUCGAUGGCUGGUGUCUGCUGCUCAUUGCUUCAACCAAACAAAGUUGGACCAAAUUACUGCUCACAUGGGUUCCACGGCUCUAAGUGGAGCUGACACAAUGGCUGUUAAGGUCAGCUUGAAGAGAGUUAUUCAGCACCCUCAUUUCAAUCCUCUAACCCUGGACUUUGAUGUAGCUGUGGUAGAACUGUCACAUGCUUUGACUUUUAACAAGUAUGUGCAGCCUGUCUGUCUCCCAUCUGCCCUGCAGAAGUUUCCAGCUGGUUGGAAGUGCAUGAUAUCAGGAUGGGGCAACAUCAAAGAAGGCAAUGUGUCUAAGCCAGAGGUUCUACAAAAGGCUUCUGUGGGUAUCAUUGAUCAGAAAAUUUGCAGUGUCCUUUAUAACUUCUCAAUAACAGAGCGGAUGAUCUGCGCAGGAUUUCUAGAUGGAAAGGUGGACUCUUGUCAGGGAGAUUCUGGGGGACCCCUGGCAUGUGAAGAGAGCCCAGGUGUUUUCUUCCUGGCUGGAAUUGUAAGUUGGGGUAUUGGAUGUGCUCAGGCCAAAAAACCAGGGGUUUAUAGUAGAGUAACAAAACUUAAAGACUGGAUUCUAGAUACAGUGGCUCCUGUAUUAAGGACUACCGAUAGUGGUAUGAACCUGCCCAAGUCAACUGUGCUGCCUACAACUCCUGUGACUACUACAAGACCAUCUACUGUGCGCCCGCCAACAUCCACUGGGAGAAGGACAACUACAGUAUCUAGGACUACAUCUCAAAUCAAACCUACUAAAAGCACUCCAAAGUCAACUACAGCUAAAGCCACAAGCAAGAGGACAACUACUGUCAAGACAAGCACAACAGUAGCAAGGAUCACUGAGCCACCCAGACCCACACAGAGACCAGUUCCAUGUACUGCUUCCACCUACAAAUGCUCUAACAGACUCUGCAUCAGCAAAACAAACCCAGAGUGUGAUGGGAUUCCAGACUGCAAUAAUGGCUCAGAUGAACAAAACUGUGAUUGUGGAUCUGCCCCUGUGCUACCUUUUAACAAGAUAGUUGGAGGCAGUGGUUCCUUGCGAGGAGAAUGGCCAUGGCAAGUCAGUCUGUGGCUGAGAAGAAAGGAGCACAAAUGUGGAGCUGUUCUGAUCUCAGAUCGUUGGCUGCUGUCGGCUGCCCACUGCUUUGACAUUUACAGUGACCCCAAGGUAUGGGCAGCAUACCUAGGAACCCCUUUCCUCAAUGGUGUAGAGGGAAGAGUAGAGAAGAUUUUCAGAAUCCACAAACAUCCCUUCUACAACGUCUACACUCUGGAUAAUGAUGUAGCUCUGCUGGAGCUGCCUUCACCUCUCACCCUCACAAAUCUAAUAAAGCCUAUCUGCCUGCCAGACACCAGUCAUAGCUUUGUAGAGGGGACAAAAUGCUUCAUUACUGGCUGGGGCUCCACUAAGGAAGGAGGCCCAAUGUCAAGACAGCUACAGAAGGCCUCAGUCACUAUUGUAGGGGAUCAAACCUGUAAAAAAUUCUAUCCCAUUCAAAUUAGCCCCAGAAUGCUCUGUGCUGGUUUUAUGCAAGGCGGUGUUGACAGUUGCUCUGGUGAUGCUGGAGGACCUCUAGCAUGUAGAGAGCCAUCUGGUAGAUGGUUUCUAGCUGGAAUAACAAGCUGGGGUUAUGGCUGUGCAAGACCAUACUUUCCCGGGGUUUACACCAGGAUAACCUCUGUCCGUAACUGGAUUGGGCAGACUUUACGAUUUUGAGGGUUACCACUCAGGGAGGAGCAGACCAAAAGGACCAAUGGAUACAUAUAAAGAGCAGGGCUUAACCGCGGCCUAAAAGCUUGGACAAAGGACAAUCUACUGCCCUGAUCACUCAUACAUUUGAAAUGGAAAAUGUAGACUAUAUAUUCUAUGAAUAAAUGUGACCUGUUAUUAUGACAACAAAAUACCAAGGAAUUGUACGAAAGCAAGAUUCUGAGCCUAUACUUUUUAUUUUUUAAACACUAUUCAAAUACAUCGGAGAGUCAAGCAAUAUUUAUUUGGUAAAAGGGUCAGUCUUCAGUAGAAAUGCUGUAAAGGAUUAUAGUGAUAACAGUACCAAAGGAUAUUCCUAAACAGCAAAUAUUUACAAAGUUGCACUUAAACAAAAAAUAGUGCAACAUUAAAAGUUGACAUAUAGCCAAAGUUCAUGGUGUAAUAAAAUAUAACCAAAAGGGACCAUGACAGCAUCUGUUUUUAUAUAAAGAAGACUUCUAUAUAUUACAUAGAGUAAUGGUUCCUAACAAGGAAAUGGCAAGCAAUGCCCUAGUCGACAUACAUUAGAGGAAGCCAUUUUGUUCUUUGAACAUGUAUGCAUGAAAUACGGCCUAGUAACUAAGUUAAAGGUGUGCACAAAAUGUCUGCUUCUACCAUAUGUAU